This is a messenger RNA of Hyalella azteca, 6470 nucleotides long. RefSeq names its product ADP-ribosylation factor-like protein 8B-A (gene Arl8). Gene Ontology annotation, molecular function: GTPase activity; GTP binding. NCBI's taxonomy places the organism in Eukaryota, Metazoa, Arthropoda, Malacostraca, Amphipoda, Hyalellidae. Gene Ontology annotation, biological process: anterograde axonal transport; protein transport. Gene Ontology annotation, cellular component: lysosomal membrane. The record is from RefSeq and is a predicted model, not a curated record.
UCAGGUCAGUUCAGCGAGGACAUGAUACCCACAGUGGGAUUCAACAUGCGGAAAAUAACAAAAGGAAACGUCACCAUUAAGGUCUGGGACAUCGGAGGACAGCCUCGCUUCCGCUCAAUGUGGGAGCGAUACUGCCGUGGCGUCAAUGCUAUUGUGUACAUGGUGGACGCAGCAGACCCAGAGAAGAUAGAAGCGUCACGCAAUGAGCUGCACAACCUCCUGGACAAGCCCCAGCUGACGGGCAUCCCUGUGCUGGUGCUCGGCAACAAGCGGGACCUGCCAAAUGCCCUUGACGAAAAGGGCCUCAUUGAAAGAAUGAACCUGUCCGCCAUCCAGGACCGCGAGAUCUGCUGCUACAGCAUAUCCUGCAAAGAGAAGGACAACAUUGACAUCACGCUGCAGUGGCUCAUAUCUCACUCCAAGUCUGGCGGCCGCUGAGCACAAAACUAGUGUCGUGGGGAGGGUCCAGUCAUGCAAUCCAGUUAGUGAUCUGUAUGCUGAUCCUGCUGUGAACUGAAGGCUUCGUUGUAGCGUGAUAAAUAAAUACGUGGACUGCCUUGGGUCGAGCAAUCUAUUUAAAUGGAAGCAUCACCUGCUGGCAGCCCUUCAUACACCAACACCAAACGAGAAUAAUGUCAUAAUAUCAUUAUUCUCCGCAUUCAUUGACCUAUACUUCUUUCCCUUCUGCCUAAUUACCAAUUGUCAAAAUAGUUUUUUAACUUGAUGUUCUGGCUACAAGCAAGCAGUUCACACUUUGUACUGACUGCUCUGCUUUAAACUCAACCUCCCUUCCAACUGCCAGAAUAUUGUUGGUGUAAACAACUCAUUACUUCCACCAUAAUUCUAACCACUGUCUUCCUGAUGACUCAUUUCUCCUACCGUAUAGGUUGUCUACCUCUCUACUGGUGGAUAUACCUUCUUAGCCUUUACCUUGUUCUCUCCGCAUCUACUUCUUUUCUUCUUGCUCUCUUCCUUUUCUUCCCUUAACCUACCCUUCCUUCUCCCCUCUUUUAUCCCUUGCUAAGGUCAGAUAAUACACUAAAUUUCUUCUAUUUUAUGAUAGCAUCAGACUGCAUCGCCCGAAGUCCCUAUUUCUUGUCCUUGGAGACAUAGACAGCAAUUGAAUGCUGAGUGUGUUUGCUGUUCGUGACACAACCAUACAGGGCUGUCGCAACUAUCUUUAUAAGUUGGGAAAUGAAAACUGUCUCUCCAUUCAAUUCAUGAUUUGAACUUUGACAUGAGCUGCUUCAUGAGCUGCUUGACAUUUGUUGUGAUCAAUGCUAUCUCAAUUUGAUUAUGUACACAUUUAACUUCAAAUUGUUCAGCGCUGUUCUGGUGAUCCUAAACGGAUCAGUAAAAAUGUUGAGCAAAACUAAUAUGGAAGUAGAAUUCUUUCAUUUGAUUAAAAUUCUCCGAAAACGUUUAAACAUUCCAAUUAAUUUUUUUGGUCUUAUUCAGGUUAAUCAUAUUUCUGGUUUAUAUUUACAAUCAAGAACGAGUGACAUAUUAAGAGAUCUUAAUCAAUAACCAAGCCACUUUGGUCUUGGUAGCACUGUAACUCAGAGCGCAUAGACAUACUCAGCUUUAGUGUGCUUAGGUUUAGGCCAAAAUCUGAGUAACUUUCAUGAUCUUAGCAUUUAGAUUUUUCUAUUGAUAGCAGGGUGCAAUGACUAUGGAUUUUAUGGUCACACCGCCAUAAGGGUAUUUAUUGUAACUGUCUGCGGGCAAGCAACUGAGAGGCGUCCAUCAGGCGACUGGAGGGGGAUGUCCCUUGGCAGAAAUGUCUGCCAAGCCACCAAAGAGUUCAGAAGAUGUGCGUGUGUGAUGCAGUUAGUAAUAAUUAACAAAUUGGGAAUAAAUUUGUGAUCUUACUUACAUGAAUCGUGUUACAUGAAUAGUGCUGCAGCUGAGAUGCAACUGCUGAGGCCGUUAAUGGUAUUGUGUAGAGGUUGGAGAUGUGUUAUUUUUGGAGUAUCCAUCCAAAAUCUGUAUCUGUAUAUCCUGUAUGCACUAGUCGCAGCGAUAUGGUCACGUUGAGGAAGGCACACGUGUAUGUGGUGGUUGUAACGAGAGGGGAUUGGGUGUUAAUCUAAUGGAAGUGUUACUUUAGGAAGUUGGACGAGCGAGGGGUGAAGUAAUACUUGAAGAUUUGGGUUCGGAGCUUAACCAAUAUUAUUCAUAUUUAAAUUGGUAUAGGUUGCUGCGCUGCCACAUUGGAAUAUAUGUGGCAGCGUAAAUGCUAUACACAUUUAUACGUUUGAACAUAAGCCAGAUUGGAUCAAUUCUGUUUGAAUAGAUUGCUACGCCCUUUUUUCAAAAGAACUCGUGUCAUUUUGCUGCAAUGAAGCAUUGGUGAAGUAUUUAUUUAAUGCAACUGGGGAAUAUUUAGAAGUUAGUAAUUGUGAUAUAUUGUUUAUUAGACUUGUGCAUUAUUGCGCUGAACUCGUGACGGCUGCUGGCAUCAAAGUUUAAGUUACCGUUUAACUGAUCAUCUUUGCUGAAUAUAUGUAUUGAUAAUUUUAUUUGUACUGAAUAGUGAGCUGAAGGUAUUACAUUCAUGAUCACAGUCACAUGAUGACAACAAGUUAAUAAUGACUGGCGAUAGUGACGAGGCUAAUAUUAACGAUCACGUUUUGUAAUGAUGGUGUAGGAAUUUGUAUGUAUUAUAUCUCGAUGAUGUUUAUUGUAUGGUAAUUCUGUGUGGAGACUUGCUGCUGUGUACUGAGCCUGGCGUGCUCAUGAGUAGCUGUAUGCUCAUGUGUAGCUGUAUGCACAUGUGCAGCUGUAUGCACAUGUGCAGCUGUAUGCACAUGUGCAGCUGUAUGCACAUGUGUAGUGUGCAACAUCUCCUUGUAUCAUGAAUUGGUUGUAUAUUUUGUGUAGUUUAGCUGCUCUAGCGCUAUUUCCCCUGUUCAUAUUUUGAAUAGUUCCCCCUUCACCUGAGAAAAAAUAACAAUUGCUAGCGAUGUAAGUGUUGGGGCGGGCAGGGUGUGGGUACAGCAAGAAACUUGCAAUUUGCUGGUAUUUUUCUGAAAAUAUAUUAAUUUUCACAACAAAAUAUUAAUUUUCUGAAAAUAUAUUAAUAAUAUUUUGUUGCAGCAAUGAAUGUCCUUAUCAUGGCGUGUGACAGGCAGCUUGGCUAUGAGUUAAAUUCGUUUGCAAUGUGAUGAAUUAUUUCUGGGUUAAAUAUCUUGGCCUUGCCGUGAAUUAUUUGGCUUUGUGCUGAAUAAAUGAACGGGAAGAAACAAUUCUUUUGACUUUUGAAUGAAGAUCAAAGUGUCUGCAGUUGCUGGUGCUGGCACUGUCUGCAGUUGCUGGUGCUGGGACUGUCUGCAGUUGCUGGUGCUGGCACUGUCUGCAGUUGCUGGUGCUGGCACUGUCUGCAGUUGCUGGUGCUGGGACUGCCUGCAGUUGCUGGUGCUGGCACUGUCUGCAGUUACUGGUGCUGGCACUGUCUGUAGUUGCUGGUGCUGGGACUGUCUGUAGUUGCUGUUGCUUAGUCUGCAAGCAUCUCUUGUAUGCAGAUGUUGUAUAGCCUGUAUACAGAAGCGUGUCUGUGUGCUUCAUUUUGUCUUGUAUAGUUCAUUACCUGUAUAUCUCGACAUCUUUAGUUACUGCGUUCUAUCCCUAGUUAUCUAUAAUCUAUGUCAGUUAAUUACAUAACUGCGUCAACUGUCUAGUUAUCUUGCAUUAUUGUUAGUGAUCACUAAUGUUGGCAGUCGAGGUUGCCUGUUGCUGUGUUGAACAGUUGCUGUGCUAUGCUUCAGCAGCAAACGUCGAUUGCUCUUAUUUGUUGAUAAGUUUCUGUGAUUAUUUCUCUAGUAUCUUCAGUUAUCACAUCAUGUUCUUAAUAAUCAUUUCUUCUCAUCAUCAUUAUAAUAUUCUGCGUAUGCCGCUCAUGUCUGAAUACAUUACAGAUAACACAAAAAUAGGUAUACCUUCGGGUUGUUAAAUUAUAGGAUUUUUGUUAUCACUCCAGUGCGGCAAAGGAUAUGAAAUAUUUAAUCAGCGGUCUGGUUUAUUUAAGAUUAUUUUCUCUUCUCGUAUUAAAGCCCAAGUUUAUUAGUUGCCUGGAGACUUCACUGGUCGCUCCAAAAAGAUCAUUUUAUAAUAACAAUUUUCUGAAUAUUUGCUGGUGUCUCUUUGUUGAAUGUUGCAGCGCCAAGCUCCUCCUACAGCAUUAUUAGUCACAUUCUUCAUGACUCAUCUCUUUGUAUUUAAUUAUUGAUUUGUUAUGUUAUUUAAUAAUUAUGAUUAUAAUCGUUAACGACCCUAACAUGACGUGCUGUCAGCACUCUCAUUCUCUCAUGUUGCCGCGGUCGUCACCCACCAUCACGCAUACCAGAGCUCGCCUGUAACUUGCUUAAUGCCAUCGAUGAUUAACAGUUCAUCUUUGAAAAUAAAGUCUGGUCGCUUAAUUAAUAACGGAGGUCUUGUCUUUAUUCCUCCAUCGAAGUCAGAUUUGUAUUAACAAUAGCCUAGCCACAACACAGAACUGCAGGCUAAGCUGUCCUUAGGAUCAACCUAGUCCUUAUUAGCCUCGACGGUGAUGUGACGUAGCUUCCCUUCUAUGCUCUUAAACCUGCGGCAUGUGUGAGAUUAGGUAGCUUGAAUCCUUCUAUGGGGAUAGGUAGUAGAUAUCAUGUCGUGAGGUGUUCUGCUAUAAGCUGUACUGUCUCAUAUGUAAUAAUGUUUUCUCAGCUUCACCAGCUACGGUGGUCACUAAAUGCGCCCAAUGCGUCACAUUGAAAACGCCGAAAUAGCUUUCAUUUGUUGGCUUUGCCUGCGGCCUCAUCGAGGCUUGUGGAACAAGAUCAUCUACAGCGCAAACCAUCACUUGCACAAUUCUAAAUCAUGCAACUUCCAUCUGACGCCCCAGCGUCAGUCUCCGGCGUAAGCACUCAAGUCACCAUAAGUCCACCGUGAGGCCCACCACUCUUCUCUCAUGCUGGCCUCUUGAGGCUCACCGUGCUGGCCUCGAUCAUCUCCACACCUAACACGCGCCCUCCAGACGCGUUACAUUUUCUUCCUGCUCGUCUCUGACUCUUUUAAAACCCAGGAAUGUUGCUCAUCAGUCUCCCUUCUGCGGCCUCUCUUAUAGAAAAUUGCUUCAAACGAGCCGGUGCUAUGAGGAAGCCAAGCUAUCCCAGCGUCGGCGAACACCCUCCUGCACGGCGGAGUCCGUCUAGAGCAACAGACUGUUGCUGCCGCCCCACCGAUCGCUUAAAAGACAUCCUACUUCCCCGCCCUUACCACUCAGUGCACAUGCAGCUUGAGUCAUGUCACUGUAACUUCCUGGGCGCCAUGUUAAGAGUGGGACGCUCACUGUAACUUUCUGGGCCCAUGUCUAGGGUGGGGUGCAUCAAACGCCUCCUGUUCUCAGUCAUCGUGUUUGUUUAGACUUAUGGUGUAUCGGCAUCGAUGAUGCUCCUUCAUGGCAGAUAUAUAUUGCUUUCUGGGAUUUCGAUCUAGAGUAAUUUUAUUAUGAUUGUUCUUGCGUCGAGGAUUGUUCUUUGAAUAAAUAACUCAGGCUAAUGUGGCAGGACUGUUGAAUUGACCCGUGCGUUGAAUAUAACACAGGCUAGUGUGGCAGAAAUCCUUAGAACUUAUCGUUGCGCUGAUGUGAUGCUUGAUUGAGACGUAAAUCAUAAUUUUUAUCAAUUAUUACAUCCAUAUUGUUAGCUUUAAUUCCAUGAUGCCUGUUCUGGAACUAAGCUUCAAAACAAACACAUUGUUAUUCUAAAUAAACAGCUUGCUCUUUUAAUACAUGUACUUGGUGGAAAAGUUUUUAGUUUUGUUGCCUACUCAUGAAAAUGCAUGGAAAAAUAUUGUGUAGUAAACUCGCGUUUUGUACGGCCAUGUAAUAUGUUUGUCAUGUAUUCUUCAAGUUAUUUUCGUGUUGUGUUAGGAAAAACUGUUAGGUUCUUAUGUCUUUGCUGUGAUUUUUGUAUUUUCUGCACAUAUUAUCUUGUCGCGAUCGAUAUUUAAAAAUGAUCUUUUUAAUUAUAAAUUCGCCCUCUUUUAAUCAUCACCAUAUAUUUUGUGUGAUAAUGAAUUAAUUGUAUGUUUAUAAAAUGCUCUUUUUUGCUAGUUUCAAUGAAGACGUGUUGAAUACGUUUAGUCAUUACGUGUUAAUGGUCAAUAGAACCCACGAUGCUUUGUGGGAUUAGCUUUGGGAACGACUGCGCUGUAGGGGGAAUAACAUUCCACAUCACUGGGGAAGAGGGGAAUGUAGGUCAUUCUUGGUCAUUCCCCGCACUAGGGAAUAGGGGAAUGUGUGACCAAGUGCGGUCCCAGAUCCUGUGGCGGUGCGAGUCCCACACUUGUGGUCCAGGUGCAAGGCCCAGCUACUGAGGUCCAGGUGCAAGGCCCAGCUACUGAGGUCCAGGCAUGGGUCCAGCCCCAGACCCCCUAAUAGACCCCGUUCUUGUAUAGCGCUCACCAUAACGCAGUAAACUCUAUCAAUCGCG